Molecule: messenger RNA, 1137 nt
Organism: Colletotrichum paranaense
Lineage: Eukaryota; Fungi; Ascomycota; Sordariomycetes; Glomerellales; Glomerellaceae
Product: oxidoreductase
Exons: 5
Coding region: 1-1137 (378 amino acids)
Molecular function (GO): nucleotide binding
Source: RefSeq, a predicted model, not a curated record
AUGUCCACCAUCAAGGUUGGUGUUGUGGGCUAUGGCUUCGCCGCCAAGAACUUCCACCUGCCCUUCAUCACCGCCAAUAAUGACUACCAAGUGAUCGCCAUCCUUCAACGAGCAGAGGCUCCCAAAGACCUGUCUUCGGCGACACCUGGCUCCCACUGCAAAGUCGACUUCCCUAAUAUCAGGCACUAUCGCACAGAGGAGGAGUUCUUCGCUGAUCCUGAUACACAACUUAUCGUUGUCGCAACACAUACGGACACUCAUGCUUCGUUUGCUGAGAAAGCCUUGCGAGCUGGAAAACAUGCAAUUGCCGACAAGCCAUUUGCGAGAUCGUCUGAGGAAGCAGACCAUGUCAUCGAGCUUGCAGAGAGCAAGGGCCUGAUUCUCUCCUGUUUCCAAAACCGGAGAUGGGAUGGCGAUUUCCAGACGUUGAGAAAACUCAUCAAAGAGGAUGCGUUGGGCGAUAUCAAAGAGGCAGAAAUUCACUAUGACUUCGAGUCGCCUCCUUGGCUCUCUGGAAUGACGAAAAAGGAGUACACUCCUGGAGAUGGCAUGGCCCUUGGUCUGGGAACACACAGUAUUGACCAGGCUGUCACGCUGUUCGGUCGUCCCAAGUCCGUAACAGGCUUCUUCAGAGCUCAAAGAGGCAUUGAGAGCGAGGUUGAGGACUCUUUCACAAUUAUCCUGCAAUACGAAGGGCCUCAGAAAGACCUCCUUGUCACUGUGAAGACAUCAGUCACCACGCCCAUGUCGCAACAGUUGAAGCACUUCAUUCGAGGCACCAAGGGCUCUUGGCUCAAGUUCCAACAAAGAAGCACAUGCCCUCAAGAAGAGCAGAUUGCAGAGGGCCGCAAACCAUUGGAGCCUGGCUUCGGCGAAGAGUCUGCGGAGGUUUACGGCACCUUGACGACAUACAAGGAGUACCGUAAGGACCAGAAGUUUGAUGAGGCGACAAGGAAGUAUGUUGGGCGAGUCCCAACUAUAACGGGCCGGUGGCUGGGCAUUUAUGAGAAUCUCGCAGAUGCCAUCAACGGUAAAGCCGAAUUGGAGGUCAAGGCGAGGCAGUCUCGAGAUGCGAUCAGGAUUAUCGAACUCGCAAGGGAAUCUCACAACUCUGGAGCGACUAUUGCAUGGAAGUAA